Molecule: messenger RNA, 1275 nt
Organism: Fragaria vesca subsp. vesca
Lineage: Eukaryota; Viridiplantae; Streptophyta; Magnoliopsida; Rosales; Rosaceae
Exons: 2
Coding region: 87-1064 (325 amino acids)
Source: RefSeq, a predicted model, not a curated record
AGCUCCUAAUUCUCUCAUUUUCUUCUCCAUCUCUUCAAUUUUGCCUUUUCCAUCUUCCUCACCAAGGAGGGUGAUACCCGCAUACUAUGGAGGACAUGGGUUCUUUGUGGACUACCUAUCAUGAGAGCGCUGAUGAUUUGAAGAAGAAGCUUCUUUACACUACCCUUGAACUUGAUACAAUGAAGAAUUUGGCAGCAGAGAGUCAAGAAAAUGUGAAGAAUCUAUUCAAUCUACUAAAGGUUGCAUACAAAGAAAGAGAUGAAGCCAGAGACCAGCUGCACAAGAUCUUCAACAAGAUCACUGCUUCUACUCCAAUUGACUUGCCCAAUGUGCGGUUUACUCAAGUAGUCCAGCCUGAAAGCCCGACUAUGAUGCCCACAAAAGCAAACUCAAGCAUUACUGAAUCCAACAGCCUGUCUGGAACUUACAAUCCCCAUUCACAUAACUCUUCUCCAGUUGAUUCAUUGUUUGAUGCAGUCUCUUCCCCUGAGUUUUCAAACAUCAACAUGGCUGAUUCUAGCAACAAUUUAGGUUUUGUGAAGCAGCCCUUAGCGCAAGAAUUUAAUGGAAGUACUAUUAUACCUUCUGGUGUAGUAGUCUCUUCUGGAUUAAGUAUCAAAGCUGAUCCAGCUGAUGAAAUAAUUGACAAUUUUGUUAGGGGUAGGCCUUUGCCUCUGAAAGGGAAGUUACUGCAAGCUGUGAUGGAUGCUGGUCCAUUGCUCCAGACAGUUCUCGUUGCAGGUCCUAUGCCCCGGUGGAGGAAUCCCCCUCCUUUGCAGCCUUUCAAAAUUCCACCAGUUUCAAUCAAAGGAUGUGAAGCUGCAGUCAGUUUUAACAGCCAGACACCGGUGACAAAUCCUACCUAUGUGGUUCAUAAGACACAGAAUUUAACGUCAUAUCCUGAGAUGACUCACGGCUUUUCUCAAACAUGUUCAGCUGCCAUGUUGAAUUUCAACAACGUUGACCCUUCUGCUGUUUCAUACCUAAACAAUUCAAGAAUGUCCACUUCAAAUUCCAAUUUUGAUCACCAAAUCCCAAUUGCCAAGCGGCAUAGGCUUCAAUGAGGUUUAGUCAAAAGUUUGCUUCUUUUUGUCUAAAAUCAAGUAUGAGGGGUUGAUGGUGUAAAUGGGGGAUACUUUUGUUUUGGGUUUGAAAGAUUUAUGACAUAGCUCUUUAGCUUCAGUUUACACUUUAUUUCUUGUACAUCAAGAUGCUUCAGUUUCUGUUUGCUAGGGCUUCUGCAGAGAGGAAAUAAAAGCAAAGACCAAUCCUAUC